Molecule: messenger RNA, 234 nt
Organism: Linum tenue
Lineage: Eukaryota; Viridiplantae; Streptophyta; Magnoliopsida; Malpighiales; Linaceae
Source: the annotation of a GenBank genome assembly
GAGAGGUUCAAGAAAGUAAAAGAGAGACAGACAACCAACGAGUCUUCAAACACUGGACAUGAAAUUGGGUGGACUGAACAGUGAACACAGCGAGAUUCCCCGGCCAGCAGCAGCAUCAAGCAACGUGACGAGACACGACCAACAUUCCCUUACCUGUUUUGUGUAGAGAGAGAGAGAGAGAGAGAGGGAAUCCCUAUACACAAAGCAAAUCCCACUUUCUGUAGAUUAAUUAGC